GGGGCUCGCGGGGAAAGGACUCUGGUCGUCGGACGUUCGGGUUCUCGUCGAAGGAGAGGUGAGGUGAGGUGUUAGGUUGGGUGGGGUGGUUGAUGGAGAGGAAGGGAGGGUGCUGCUUGGCGCCGAGGUACGCGGGGCAGGCGGCCAUGGCGGGGCAGAUGGGGAAGAUCAUGCUCAAGUUCCGGCCGAUUGCGCCCAAGCCGGCGGCGAUGUCGCCUGCGCCUGCGCCCGCCCCGGCGCCGGCCGCACCUGGGGCUGGGAGGGGGAAGCGGAAGGCGGUGGGUGGCGGUGGCAGGAGGGGGAGGAAGCCCAAGAAACCGGCCGCUACGGCUGCUGUGACGGCGCCGCACGCACCGGCACCGGUCCCUGUGCCAGCUGCUGAGGCUGUGCCCAAGGUCGUCGGAGGCUGCAAGGAAAGGGAGAAGGAGAAGGAGAAGUCGUUCUCCUCGCCGUCGUCGUCCUCGUCCGGGAUGACAUCCGUGGACUCGUCUCCUCCACCGCCACCGUCGGCGACGCUGCCGCUCUUGCCUGUGCCGCCGAUGGAGACGAUGACGACGCAGGUUGCCGGAGGUUCAGAGCUGCCGCCGGCGGUAGCCCCCGCGCACUCCGCUGGGCCGUCGGUGGUCGCUCCGCGUCCGCUGCUACCAGCCGCUGCGCUGGUGACGGUGGAGGACGUGACGAGCGUCUGGCGCGACGGCGCCGACGCGCCGUCCUCCGCGGCGCGCGCGGGGGACGAGCACGACGACGACGCCCCGGCGUUCGUCUCGGACCAGUGGGGCCGCGUCACCUGGACGAACGCCGCGUUCCACCGCGCGGUGGCGCCCGGCCUGUCCCGCGUGGCCCUCGCCGCCAAGGGCGCCGUGCCGGCGUGGGGCAGCUGCGCCGGCUUCACCUGCCGCGUGCGCGUCCACCCCUCCUCCCCCCAUCGCCGCGGCGGCUCCCUCGUGGCCCCCUGCGACGUGUGGCGGCUCGACGCCGCCGGCUGCUACCUCUGGCGCCUCGACCUCCAGGCCGCGCUCAGCCUCAGCCUCCGCCUCGGCGGCGGCGCCCUCCCGUGAUACGCCUCCCUCGUACGGAUACGUAUUUCGCCGCGUACUCCGCCACAAAUACCGUAUACCGUAUCCUGGUCUGGCUAGCCGUUAAUUAAUCAUGCCAGGACCAAAUUAGGCCUACUUAAUUACGAGAUCAAGAGGUGGAUUACCAUUAGUUAGUAGCAGAGAGCAAGAUUUGCAAGUGUAAGAAGUAGAAAUUAACUAAUCCAGUGCAGUGAUGCUUCUGGAAUGGAAUCUGCAGGGAAAUGGCAUGCAAGAAGCAUGCGUUUCUUUUUCCUUUUUUAAA
Messenger RNA from Oryza brachyantha (malo sina), 1338 nucleotides. RefSeq names its product vegetative cell wall protein gp1-like. The coding region runs from base 93 to 1058 and encodes 321 amino acids. The transcript has a single exon. Lineage: Eukaryota; Viridiplantae; Streptophyta; Magnoliopsida; Poales; Poaceae. The record is from RefSeq and is a predicted model, not a curated record.